This is a messenger RNA of Penicillium chermesinum, 1212 nucleotides long. RefSeq lists its product as uncharacterized. The record is from RefSeq and is a predicted model, not a curated record. The transcript is spliced from 2 exons. Lineage: Eukaryota; Fungi; Ascomycota; Eurotiomycetes; Eurotiales; Aspergillaceae. The coding region runs from base 1 to 1212 and encodes 403 amino acids.
AUGUCGCGCACGUCGAUAUUUACUGGUUCAUUGGGAGCCGCUCUUGACGUCGCGCCUUCCAAGCUCCCCCGUCUUUCCUCCCCCAUCCAUGGCUCCAGCACAGUCCCGUGGAGAUAUCACUUCAAUACAGUCACAUUCUCUUACACCUCGGCCUUCUGGACAUGGGAGGACUGGGAGCUACAGCUGGACUGGCUCGCUCUCCGCGGCGUCAACUUGCCCUUGGCGUGGGUUGGUGUGGAGAAGAUCUUUCUUGAGGUCUUCCAAGAGAUCGGUUUGACGGAUGCUGAAAUCGCAGCUUUCUUCAGCGGACCAGCCUUCCAAUCAUGGAACCGCCUUGGCAACAUCCAGGGCUCCUGGGACGGCGACCUGCCGCUUCAAUGGAUCGAUCAGCAGUUUGAGCUUCAAAAGAAGAUUGUCCGCCGGAUGGUCGAGCUCGGAAUGACCCCUGUUUUGCCCGCUUUCAGUGGAUUUGUUCCAUCCAAUAUCACUCGCGUGUGGCCAGAUGCGAGCGUUGUCCGGGGAUCGGCAUGGGAGAGGUUCCCUACACAGUAUACCCAUGACUCCUUCCUUGAGCCCUUCGACAAGCACUUCUCGGAGAUACAGUCCAGAUUCAUUAAGAAGCAGGGUGCCGCGUAUGGCCAGGUGAGCCAUAUCUAUACUCUGGAUCAAUACAACGAGAACGACCCUCUUUCUGGAGAUCUGGACUAUCUGCACAAUGUUACCAACAACACUAUCAUCAGCUUGAAGAAUGCGGACCCGAAGGCCACCUGGAUGAUGCAAGGCUGGCUAUUCUCUUCGAGCGAGGACUUCUGGACCGACGAGCGUGUGGAGGCGUAUCUGUCCGGCGUGGGGAACAAUGACGACAUGAUCAUCUUGGAUUUAUUCUCAGAAAGCUCUCCUCAAUGGAUACGGACCCAAUCCUAUUACGGGAAACCCUGGAUCUGGUGCCAACUCCACGGGUACGGCGGCAACCAGGGCUUAUAUGGUCAGAUCUCCAACGUUACUCAAAACGCGACCCAAGCCCGAAUCGAUUCGCCUUCUAUGGUCGGUUACGGACUAAGUAUGGAGGGCCAGGAAGGCAACGAGAUUGUUUACGAUCUCCUCCUCGACCAGGCAUGGUCUUCCAAGGCUAUUGAUACAGAGAGCUACUUCCAUGAUUGGGUCACUAGUCGGUACUCUGGCUCUCGGGACGAUCCCCAAGGCUCUCUAUGA